AUGAAUGAAGUUCAGAUGAGACUGAGUGGUCCAGAUGCUAUCGCUGACUCUUCCAUAUCAAUGAUUGUGUCUCUCAUUAGCCAGGAGCAACUUGGGAACCAACUUGAGAAUGCCGAAAUUCACGCCAGAGGACUCCAGCAAAUCGUUCGACUUCGGGGAGGAAUCAGUUCACUUGAAGGGAAUUUUCCUCUUGCAUUACAAGUCUGCAAAAGCGAUAUAAUGCUAUCCCUGCAACUGGGAAAAUCCACUAUAUUCUUUCGAGAUAAUAUGCCGGACCUUGCUACUCAGCAAGAGUUGAUCUUCGAUCCUUUUAUGAUACCAGGCUCAGUCGCCAGUGGCUACUACCAUGUUGGUUCAACUUUACAAAAGAUCUUUUCCGAUGUGAUGAGAUUCUGUGCCAUGAUGAACGCAGAGAUACGUACCACCUCUCUCGACUUCCUAGGCUUUGAGGAAAUUUUAAUCUCGAUUUGCUACAGACUAUUGAAAUUCCGCUCAUUGAACGAAUUGAAGAAUAAUCCAGACAUACAUUCUAUGUUCCACUUGGGAUUAACAGUCUUCACGAUGUCAACCUUUUUACAGUUUGACCGUCACAAGAUUAUCAGUCACAGAUUUCUCUCGACCUGUCUUCAAGAGGUGUCACGUUUUCAAUCUUAUGGCAAUCAGGAUCAUUUAAAUUUUUGGUUCCUUAUGGUUGGGGGCAUUUGGGUUGCAAAUGAUGAGGAUGGAGAUUGGGCUAUCUGUACUAUACGGGAGACGACUCAUCGACAAGGCAUAACCACUUGGAAUCAAGCUCGAAGCAUAUUGUGCAUGUUCCCCUGGAUUCAUGGGCUACAUGAUCAGCCCGGUUAUGAUCUCUGGACUCGGGCGCAAGCGAAUCAAGAGAAGAUCGAAUUUACGGUCCCCGGUCGCUGA
This is a messenger RNA of Penicillium malachiteum, 912 nucleotides long. RefSeq lists its product as uncharacterized. The record is from RefSeq and is a predicted model, not a curated record. The transcript has 2 exons. Lineage: Eukaryota; Fungi; Ascomycota; Eurotiomycetes; Eurotiales; Aspergillaceae. The coding region runs from base 1 to 912 and encodes 303 amino acids.